GAUGUGGUGAAAAUGAAAAUAAAUAAAUUAAAUAAUAAAUCGGUUCGGGUAAAUGGGGUUGUCAUGAUUCGGUGAUAAUGUCCCAAUCAUAUACAUAUACAUAUACAUACACCCACGUGUAAGUAUUCUAUAACUAUAAUUAGGUUUUCUCCGCCAAACAGGCUGGUUAACAAUAGCCGGUGGGUGGGGGGUUUCUUCUUCUUCUUCUCAAUUCACCAGCAGCAGCAGCAGCAGCUCUGGAGUUAGGCCUCUGGCUACCCUACCCUUCUUAUGCCGUCCACCCUACGGGUUUUAAUUCAGCGUGAGACAUGGAGCAAGCGCACCUCUGGUCAGAUUAUUCCCAGAAUCAGGUUUUCUCAUUCCAGAAAGUUCUCGAUUGGCGAUCUCUCAUUCCCAGACGUUUCCCUCUUUUUUCCUUUGUUAACUCCACCUAGUGAGCAUCUUGUGUAUACAAACUAUUAAACAGGCGUAAUGCAAGUUUUUUACUAGAUGAGAUUAUGUUCUUUGCAACACUCGUUCUUUCUGAUGGAUGCCAGUCAGACUUACAAAACAAAUACCGUCUGAAGAUUUUGCAACUAAAUCCUUAUUCUCUGGAGGCUUUCGUUUCGGCUACAAAAUUUUCACUUCUAUAAGCAUAAUGAUGCCCUGCAGUUCUCAGUUCUCUUUCUCUUUUCUUUAUAAGCCUGUUCAAUGUUCGAGUGCCAUUGAUCCGGUGUUCUAUACGAAUAAGGCUAUGACGCCUAUCCAUCAGAAACAUACUGUUCUUUUUCGCACGAAUUAAGAAAGUUGAGGGUGGAUAUUUUAUAUUAUCUAGUUCUAUAUCUGUCUAAAGAUUUAAGUCCGUUGUUUCUUCUUCUUCUUUUUCGGUGUUUGUGUCUUUUACGUAAAUAAGUUGCUACGAGCAGUUGCAUACGGAGAAAAUGGAAAGGUACAAGAUAAUCAAGGAAGUUGGUAAUGGUAGCUUUGGGGUUGUAUGGCGAGCGUUAAAUAAGCAGAAUGGCGAAGUGGUUGCAAUUAAGAAAAUGAAGAGAAAGUAUUAUUCGUGGGAAGAGUGCAUAAAUUUAAGAGAAGUCAAGUCACUGCGUAAGAUGAAUCAUCCAAAUAUUGUGAAGCUUAAGGAAGUUGUCAGAGAAAAUGACAUCUUAUACUUUGUGUUUGAGUACAUGGAAUGCAGUCUAUACCAACUUAUGAAAGAUAGACUGAAGCUUUUCUUUGAAACUGAAAUUAAGAACUGGUGCUUUCAAGUGUUUCAAGGUCUUGCGUAUAUGCAUCAGCGCGGUUACUUUCAUCGUGACCUUAAACCAGAAAACUUUCUUGUUUCAAAAGAUGUAAUAAAAAUAGCUGAUUUUGGACUUGCACGUGAAAUCGUUUCUCAACCACCUUACACCGAGUAUGUUUCAACACGCUGGUACCGUGCUCCCGAGGUUCUUCUCCAAGCACCAUCAUAUGGUUCUGCAGUUGAUAUGUGGGCAAUGGGAGCAAUCAUGGCUGAAUUGUUUACGCUUCGACCACUUUUUCCAGGUUCAAGUGAAGCAGAUGAAAUACAUAAAAUUUGCAGCGUGAUAGGCAGCCCAACAAAAAACUCAUGGGCUGAAGGAAUUGAGCUUGCGAGUGGUAUCAACUAUCUGUUUCCAGAGCAGCUUGGUGGUGUAAAUCUUUCUGCAUUGGUACCAUCUGCAAGCAAGGAUGCAGUCAAUCUGAUUUCGUUGCUUUGCUCUUGGGAUCCGUGUAAGAGGCCAACAGCGUCAGAAGCUCUUCAGCAUCCUUUCUUUCAGAGCUGUUACGGUGUCCCACCAUCUCUUCGUCCUAAAUCAACUAAUAUUGCUAGGACACCUCCGUCUGUAGCAUUAAGCGGGAGGAGGGUUGCGGACCCGAAAUGCGCGAAAAAGUAUCCUGCGUUUUUGCCCAACUCAAAGCCAGCUGGCAAUAUACAUUCAUCCGCCAAAGUGCAUGCUCCUCUAAAUUCCGGCGUGCAACGCCGACUGGAAAUGAACCGACAGGAUGGGGUAAACGAAAAGACAAAUAAUAGCUCGUCAAGGAUACCAAAGUACCAACCACCCAUGAAAAAAAUUCUGAGAGGAAUGAAUAUGGGGAAGGGACAUGGAAACGGAAUUGGUGAUACGGCUGAUAAGUUGGGAAAGAUGACAAUCGGUGCGGGGAGAGGUGGUGGGACCAGGCAUCCACCACCACCACCAUCAAUGAAAGCGGGAGUGGUGGCCAGUGGCAGACCGUCAGACUUGUUUACUGGAAGGUCUCAAGUUUAUAUCAGUAAAGUGGCAGGAUGACAUCACACCUGCCUUGGAUCAUUGCCGAUUGUAUUGCUGCUUGCAAGUCGUAUCUUGUCGUCUGUCCUGGAGUGAAUGAUAUAAGUGUAUGUGUGUUCUAUAACAAGUGUCUCUGUCUGUUGGUCGCGUUUCUAUAUUAUGAAGUUGGAAGUGUUUCUAUAACUAUAGCAGUAUCCUGUUUGCCUUCAUCUUCAAUAAAUGCGUUUCCUUAAUGCCA
This is a messenger RNA of Helianthus annuus (common sunflower), 2502 nucleotides long. RefSeq names its product cyclin-dependent kinase F-4. Lineage: Eukaryota; Viridiplantae; Streptophyta; Magnoliopsida; Asterales; Asteraceae. Gene Ontology annotation, cellular component: cytoplasm; nucleus. Gene Ontology annotation, biological process: intracellular signal transduction; protein phosphorylation. The record is from RefSeq and is a predicted model, not a curated record. The coding region runs from base 921 to 2285 and encodes 454 amino acids. The transcript is spliced from 15 exons. Gene Ontology annotation, molecular function: ATP binding; protein serine/threonine kinase activity.